AUGCUCCAGAAGCUGAAGAGGGGUGGGCCGCCGCCGCGCUCAGGCUCGCCGCGGUCGAGGCCGGAGCAGGGUGCGGAAGAGCGGCCCGCGCUAGAGCCACACCGCGCCGGGAAUGAGCCCACCGCCCCGCCGCCGCGCCUCCGCGCCGCCGCCGCCGCCGUCUCGGUUUCCAAGAUGGCUGUCGAGGGCGGCCUUUGGGCCGCUUCCGCUUCCGGGCCAGCUGUCCAUGCCACCCCUGAGCAGUCUCAUACGGAGAGGCUAGUGGAGCUUCCUGCCUCCUUCAGGGAGUUGCUCACCUUCUUCUGCACCAACACCACCAUCCACGGCACCAUCCGCUUGGUCUGCUCCAGCCCAAAUCGGCUCAAGAAAGUGUCCUGGGGGCUGCUGCUCCUCGGGACUCUGGGAGUGUUCUCCUGGCAGCUCGGGCUCCUGUUGGAGCAGUACUGGUGCUACCCAGUCAUCAUGGCAGUGUCUGUUCACUCAGAGAGCAAGAUCUUCCCAUCUGUCACUCUGUGCGACAUGAACCCACAACGGCCCCGCUCCCUCCGCUACCAUCUAGAAGCACUUGAUGCAUUUGCCCAGGAGAGUAUCUAUUCGCUCUACAAGUUCAACUUCAAGGAGGGCAGGGACACCCUUUUCACUAAUGUUCCUGGCCCUGAGCCUCCAUUCAAGCUGGACCGAGGAAUCCGCCUGCAGCGGCUGAGGCACCUGGGCAACCAGCACAAAGUGGGCUUCAAACUGUGUAACAGCACCGGUGGUGACUGCUUCUACCGCACCUACUCAUCAGGCGUGACAGCUGCCCAAGAGUGGUACCACUUCCACUACAUGGACAUCCUGGGGCUAAUGCCCACUGCUGGGGAGGACAGCCACCAAAGCCACUUUGUCUUGUCUUGUCGCUACGGCAGCAAGGACUGCCAGGCUAAGCACUUCCGGACGUUCCACCACCCCACCUAUGGCAGCUGCUACACUUUUGAGGGUGUCUGUGCCGCGCAGCACCCCGGCAUCACCCACAAGAUCAGCCUGGUGCUCAGGACAGAGCCCCAAGUGGGGUUCCCUCUGUUGUCUACGAAGGCGGACAUCAAGGUCAUGAUCCACGGACACAAUCACACUCCCUUCCUGGAGCACCGAGGGUUCAGCGUACGGCCUGGGACUGAGACCACCAUUGGCAUCCGAGAGGACGAGGUGCGGCGGCUUGGGAGCCCCUACAGCCGCUGCACCGACGGCUCGGAGGGCGUGGAUGUGCGGCUGCUCUACAACUCUUCCUACACUCGGCAGGCUUGCCUGGUGUCCUGCUUUCAGCAGCUGAUGGUGGAGAAUUGCUCCUGCGGCUACUUCCUGCACCCGUUGCCUGCAGGAGCCCAGUACUGUAGCCGAGCAAGGCACUCGGCCUGGGGUCACUGCUUCUACCGUCUGCACCAGGCCCUGGAAGACCACCGGCUGUCCUGUGACUCCCGCUGCCCCAGGCCCUGCAGGGAGACUUCAUACAAGCUCUCGGCUAGGACCUCCCGGUGGCCUUCAGCCAAGUCAGCUAACUGGAUCCUGGGUGUGCUGGGGGAGCAGACCCCACACCAGAGCCCGAGCCCCCGGAGCCACGUGGCCAAGGUGAACAUCUUGUACCAGGAGCUCAACUAUCGCAUGGUGGAUGAAGCACCUGUGUACUCGGUGCCCCAGCUGCUGUCCGCCACGGGGAGCCUCUGGAGCCUGUGGUUUGGCUCCUCUGUCCUCUCUGUGCUGGAGCUUCUGGAGCUGCUGCUGGAUGCCACGGCCCUGGCGCUGCUGCUGGGCUUCCGCUGGCUCUGUGGAGCACAGGUCUCCCAACGCGGAACCAGCACUGCAUCAGGGCCAGCCUGCAGCCACGCAGGGCCGGGGGCUGGCACCCUGAAGUCAGAGCCCCUGGGCACCCAGUGGGGGCUCUGGACAGCAUCUUCGUAG
Messenger RNA from Octodon degus (degu), 1932 nucleotides. RefSeq names its product sodium channel epithelial 1 delta subunit (gene Scnn1d). Gene Ontology annotation, molecular function: ligand-gated sodium channel activity. Gene Ontology annotation, cellular component: membrane. The record is from RefSeq and is a predicted model, not a curated record. Lineage: Eukaryota; Metazoa; Chordata; Mammalia; Rodentia; Octodontidae. Gene Ontology annotation, biological process: sodium ion transmembrane transport. The transcript has 13 exons. The coding region runs from base 1 to 1932 and encodes 643 amino acids.